AUGAGCCGGGCCAGUGCCAAAGGAGGGGCCAAGCGCCGUAAGAACAAGCGGGGUGGUGGAGGCGGGGACCACAGGGCCAUAAGCAGUGUCAUGCUGGGCAGCUCCCAGGCCACUGGCAUUGGGGUCCCGGGCGCCACAAUGGCGGCAAACAGACCACUCCGCGGGAGCGAGAGUGUGGGCAGAGCAGCUUCCGGAGGCUACUUGGAGACUUCUUUUAACUUCGGGGAGACUCGAAGAACUCCACUCUCCCCCACUGUUGAUUACUGUGUUCUGUGCAGAAUAGAGCGAAAAGAUUCUUCUUCCCUAGAGAGUGGGAUUGAGGCUGCGAGAAAAUUGGGCCUUUUUGUGGCUCCCGUGGGCAGCAGUGUGCCAUACCAGACUCUGUGGGUGUGUCUACACUGCCAGUGGACCUUAGAGAAGUUGAGGACUUAUGGCGGCUUGGACCAGUCAGCACGGGGCCAAGACGUCCCUGUCCAAGGCCCUCUUAGUGAGUCCCCAGAAGAGGCAGGCGGCAGGAGGUUGCCCCGACCCUCAGAGACCCCACGUUCCCUUGAGGUCUGCAAGGAGCCCAGAGAAAUCUCCCCAGAGACAGACCCCGAGUCACAGCAGCUGCAGAACUACUGGGCUGAAGUGCGCUACCUUGUCCGCUGCAUAUACCGCCAGGCAGGGACCACGCUGGUGCCCAACAAGGAGUGGGUGAAGGAGCUUGUGGAUAGACUCUGUAAGUCAGACCCCUCCCAGCUAUACCAGCGGUUGGAUCAACAAGCACGAGAUUACCUGCUAGAGAUGAAGAUCAGCCUCCUGCAACGGCUGUCAGCCUCAUCCAGAGCAUCCAGAGCGCCAUCCUGCCUGCAGAGUCCUCUGCAGGCCUACCAGUUCAUCUCCCUGCUCCUCAAGGAGUAUGGCGCAUUCUGCCAGGCAGCACGCACCAUCAGCACCUUCCUCGUCACUCUAGAAAAUAAACACUUGAACGUGUUCCAGGUGACAUGGGAACUGCAUAAUAAACACCUGUUUGAAAAUCUGGUUUUUUCGGAGCCCCUUCUCCAGAGCAACUUGCCAGCAAUGGUGUCGCAAAUCAGGCUGGGAACUAAAAUGCAAGACACCUGCAGCAAGGACUUAUACAGCACCUUGCUCCAACAGUACCAGCACUUGGAGGAGGAGCUGCACAGUGUUGCCAAGGAGUGGUUGGAGUGCCAGAAGAGGGUCAGUGUCUACAUCAAGGAGAAGGUGAAAAUGAAAACCAAGCUAGCAAAAGACUUCAAGCAUUUUAAACAAAGGCAAUUUCAUGAAAAGCAGUUAACCGGUAGGAGAGCGGGCGCUGGUGAGAACUUGAGCGAUGCCAUGAGGCAUGUGCUGUCAUCACCUGAUCGCCGCUAUGACUCCAGCCAUUCACAUAUCCUUAUUAGUAGCAUCAUGGACCCUCCCACCCCCAGCAACACCCAGGUCCGCCAGCUGCCACACCAAAUGGGUUCUUCUGCUCCUGACCGUCUCUCUGAGAGUCACCUGCCCAGAAUGUCAUUAGCAAGCUUGGGGUCAGGUUCCAGCUCUCCCAUUCCAAUCCAGCAGCAUCCCAGACUCAUCCACACAGACAAUGUAUCUACACCACCUUUUUGCAGUGAUGAUGAUGUGGCUUCAUUGUCAGCUAAAUUUGCUGAUAUUUAUCCAUUGGAUAACAACAAUACUGAGGUAGUGAACAAGAGGUCUGAUGCCCGGGGGGACCCUGCCGGCCUCUUCCUCAGCAGCUCAAUCCUGGCUGUGCCAGCCUGUUACAGCCCCCAUUACGAAGGGCAGGGUAGCAAGAAAGGUGGCUAUGACCCACAGCAGGAAGGCAGGGCAAAGAGUGCAGACAAAGACAGCUGCUCUGAGCACAGCUCGAACACCAGCACCAGCAGCUGCGCCUGCACCUGCACCUAUGCUGGCCAGAAGGAGGGCAAGUAUUGUGACUACUGCUGUGAAUUCUUCAGGCACAACUGGCCUUCAGCCGCACCAAGAGGUAGAAAUUAUGAAGGCAUGAGGGAAAAGCUUCGUUUCCGGCUGGCAAAGAGAAAAGAAGAGCAAUCGAAGAAAACAGAUCAGCUCUCAGAACAGGAAAGUGUGGUGGAUCAUCGCACAGUGGAGGACUUGCUGCAGUUCAUAAACAGUUCAGAUACCAAGCCUGUGAGCAGCACACGGGCAGCCAAGCGGGCAAGACAUAAACAGAAAAAGUUGGAGGAGAAGACUCGCCUUGAAGCAGAGGCCAAGGCCCAGGAACAAGAGCACCUCCGAGAGGAGCAGAGGCAACAGGAGCAGAAACAACAGGAGGAGAUGAAGGAGCGGCUCCCAGAGGAGUUUCAGCAGCUUCAGAAGCUCCAAGCUGUGAAAAAGAAGGAGAAACCAAGAAAAGACUUUCCCAAGUUGGACAUGCCUCGUGGAAAUUUCAGGGCAGCAACAAAGUAUGUGUCUGUCUCUGCACACAUACACAGUGGUUCCCUAGAGCAAACUGAAGAACCAAAAACCUCUUCUCACUCACCUUCCAGACACGCAGCCCACACAGGGUCAGGGGCUCGUGGGGAUUCCAAGUUCGUCCUGACAAAGGAGGUCAGUGGGAAGCAGCAGGAGCCCUUCUCUUUUCUCCUGGACACAACGCAUCACCACAAGGAGGGGACUGGCAAACAAAAGCCAAAACAGGCAUGGAAGGCCAGCAGCGAGCCAAGGAGGAGGCCUGCGGAGUUCUCCAGAGCCUCAGAGGUCCAGCCCAGACCCCAGACCCAGACUGAGCCAAAGGCUAAAGUGCUUGAUCUCACUUCGAUGUCAGAGCAGCAGAGAAAGGAGAGAAAAGUCAACAGAAACAGUAACAAGAAACAGCUGGACCAGGUCAAAUCAGGAAAGGCAAGCUCAGGCCCCACUGAGCCCACCUGCCCUACUAAGCAGGUGCACCACAGCAAGCUGGUGUUGGCAGACACCCCUCAGCCCAAAGGCAAGAGCAAGAAAAACAGAAAGAAAAAGGGAGAUGGAGAUGGAGAUGACAGCUCGCUUGAAGAUGUCUUUAUGCCUAAAGACAUCGACCUAGAUAAUGUGGAGAUGGAUGAGACAGAGAGGGAAGUGGAGUAUUUCAAAAGAUUCUGCUUGGAUUCCACCAAACAAACCCGACAAAGACUGUCCAUAGACUGGUCCAAUUUUAGCUUGAAAAAACCACCUUUUCUGCCCACUGAAUGA
Molecule: messenger RNA, 3195 nt
Organism: Eptesicus fuscus (big brown bat)
Lineage: Eukaryota; Metazoa; Chordata; Mammalia; Chiroptera; Vespertilionidae
Product: protein FAM193A-like
Exons: 1
Coding region: 1-3195 (1064 amino acids)
Source: RefSeq, a predicted model, not a curated record